This is a messenger RNA of Canariomyces notabilis, 1269 nucleotides long. Its product is annotated as WD40 repeat-like protein. Gene Ontology annotation, biological process: mRNA splicing, via spliceosome. The transcript has 2 exons. Gene Ontology annotation, molecular function: protein binding. Gene Ontology annotation, cellular component: catalytic step 2 spliceosome. The coding region runs from base 1 to 1269 and encodes 422 amino acids. The record is from RefSeq and is a predicted model, not a curated record. Lineage: Eukaryota; Fungi; Ascomycota; Sordariomycetes; Sordariales; Chaetomiaceae.
AUGAGCAAGAAUGCCGCAGCGUUCCCCACUCGACCAGUAGCCCAGCUGCUUGGGUCCAAUGGCCCCGUCCACGCAGUAGCCUAUUCCGCCUCCCCCGGGACGUACAUUCUGACCGGCUCCGCGGACCGGUCCAUCCGGCUGUACAACCCCUCUUCAACAACAACAACAACCGACACCACCAGCACAUCAUCCUUCAUCACCACCACCACCACCAGCCACAGACAGCCCCAAGCAGCAGCAGCAGCAGCAGCAGCAGCAGCACCGCCACCCGCGGGACGCCUGAUCCAGACGUACAGCUCGCACGCGUACGAGGUUCUCUCGCUGGCCGUGGCGCGGAGCAACGCAACAUUUGCGUCGGCGGGCGGCGACCGGGCCGUGCUCUUGUGGGACGUGUCGACGGGCAAGACGAUCCGGCGGUUCGGCGACUUUUCGUCCGCUUCUUCCUCCUCUAGCAGCGGCGGCGGCGGUGGCGGCCACACGGGGCGCGUCAACGCCGUGUGCUUUGCCGGCAGCGAGGACGACGGCGGCAACGAAUCGCUGCUCGUCUCGGCCGGCCUGGACUGCACCGUGCGCGUGUGGGACGUCAAGGCGGCCGUUUCUGCCGGUCCCGGCGGUGGUGGUGGUGGAAGCGCGAACCGUCCCGUGCAGGUCCUCAAAGGCGCCAAGGACGCCGUCACCUCCCUUGCCGUUGUGGGUCCAGAGAUACUCGCCGGCUCCGUGGACGGCCGCGUACGGUGCUACGACGUCCGCAUGGGUAGGUGCGUCACCGAUGUCUUCCCCGGCAGCGUGACCAGCCUGUGCCUGGCCAGGGACGGGCGGACGAUGCUUGUCGGGACGCUGGACAGUAAAAUACGGCUGAUGGACCGGCGGGACGGGACCUGCCUGAGGACGUACGGGGAUGCCGGGUGGAGGAAUGAGGAGUUUAGGGUACAGAGUGUGCUUGGCGGCGGGGAGAGGUAUGUCGUUACCGGCGAUGAGAUGACCGGUGCUGGGCCGGGCACUGGAACAGCGGAAGGAGGAGGAAACCAAGGGAGGGUGUGGGCGUGGGACUUGCUCACGGGUAAACUGGUCGCUACGGUGCCCGUCCCCUGGUGGGAUAAUGGGGGCAGUGAGGCCCGGAGAAAAGUGAUUGGCAGGGACGGCAAGCAGAAGGAGCGCAAAAAUGUGGUAAGCUGCAUCGCGUGGAAGGAAGGAGGGUUUGGGGAUCAGUUCUGUGUCGGCGGCACCUCCGGCGUGGUCACGGUGUUUGGCCACGGGGGAAAGGGGUAA